GAGUCCCAGCACCAGGGCAGAGCAAGUUAAGACUCAACCAGGAUAGAAUGAAGGGAGGAGUAAAAAUAGAAGAGUUGGGGGUUCACAUGUCAGUGUUGAGGACUUGAGCUUGAAGGGAGGAAGCGUUAAACUUAAGACAGGGUUUUAUAGAUAGGCCCACAACUCUCCCACCUGUACAGCAGUCAGUGUGGCAGGAUUCCCUAAGGGGAGUGUGGGUACUGUAAGAGCUACUCCAGAACCAGCGCUGCCCUGCUAGACCUGUAUCUCUACCUGUUUCAUUCACACCUUUUACAGUUCCUAUAGUUGAGCGGAAGGAUGCUGGCCCACUUGCUGUCGUUUGGCCACUCUCUGGUGAGGAGGAAGAAUGUGGACUGUCUGGAGGACUCCAAGCUGUGCCGCUGCCUCUCCACCGUGGACCUCAUCGCCCUUGGGGUGGGCAGCACGCUGGGGGCUGGGGUCUACGUCCUCGCUGGGGAGGUGGCUAAGGGUGACUCUGGGCCCAGCAUUGUGGUGUCGUUCCUCAUAGCAGCCCUGGCUUCUGUAAUGGCAGGCCUGUGCUAUGCAGAAUUCGGAGCCCGGGUGCCAAAGACCGGCUCGGCUUACCUGUACAGUUAUGUGACUGUAGGGGAACUCCUGGCCUUCAUCACUGGAUGGAACCUCAUCCUCUCGUAUGUCAUAGGUACUUCCAGUGUUGCCAGAGCUUGGAGUGGAACAUUUGACGAACUCAUUGGAGGCCACAUAGAGACGUUCUGCACAAAGUACUUCAGAAUGAGCUUGCCUGGCCUGGCAGAAUACCCAGAUUUCUUUGCAGUUUGUCUUAUCUUACUGCUUUCAGGUCUUCUUUCCUUUGGGGUGAAAGAGUCAGCAUGGGUCAACAAGAUCUUCACAGCUGUAAAUGUCCUUGUGCUGAUGUUCGUCAUCAUCUCUGGGUUCGUCAAAGGAGAUUCUUACAACUGGAACAUCUCUGAAGAAUCCCUUAUAAACGUUACUAUUGUAACAAGGAAUUUGUCCUACACUGAAAAUGUCACCAGUGAUUACGGUGCUGGAGGAUUUCUGCCUUAUGGCUUUGGAGGAACCCUAGCUGGUGCAGCUACUUGCUUCUAUGCUUUUGUAGGAUUUGACUGCAUUGCAACAACAGGAGAGGAGGUGAAAAAUCCACAGAGGGCAAUCCCCAUCGGUAUAGUGUCCUCCCUGCUGAUAUGCUUCUUGGCUUACUUCGGCGUGUCUGCUGCCCUCACUCUCAUGAUGCCUUACUAUCUCCUGGAUGAGAAGAGUCCACUGCCUAUGGCUUUUGAAUACGUUGGCUGGGGACCUGCUAAAUACGUGGUGGCAGUGGGCUCACUGUGUGCACUAUCAACCAGUCUGCUGGGCUCCAUAUUCCCAAUGCCACGUGUAAUCUAUGCUAUGGCAGAUGAUGGGGUGCUUUUCAAAGUGUUAGCCCGAAUCAAUCCUAAGACGAAGACCCCAGUUAUUGCCACAAUGACCUCCGGUGUAGUUGCAGCUAUCAUGGCUUGUAUUUUUGACCUGAAAGCCCUGGUGGAUAUGAUGUCUAUUGGAACCCUGCUGGCGUACUCUCUAGUAGCUGCUUGUGUUCUUAUUCUCAGGUAUCGUCCGGACUCAGUGCUGGAGGGCAGCAGGAUGAAUAAAGAUGGAGAGGAGGUGAGGGAGUCGGAGCUGACCGAGUCUGAGUCUCAUCUGAACAGUCUGAAGGAUGGAGAGAUGACCCUGCAGACAAUCCUCCACCCGUCAAAACAGCCCACCACAGCCUCCUCCACCGCCGUCAACAUGGCCGUCGGAGUUAUUGUUAUUACAGUGUGUGUGAUCAGUGCUAUCACUACACAUUACGGACUGGCCAUCCUCGCCAUGGUGCCCUGGGUGCUUGGAACUCUCGCAGCAUCUUUUGUUGUGUUUUUUGUUUGCAUCAUCCUGAUCUGCAGACAGCCCCAGACCAGCAAGAAGGUGUCCUUCAUGGUUCCUCUAUUACCCUAUCUGCCCAUUCUCAGUAUAUUCGUCAAUGUUUACCUCAUGCUGCAGCUGAGUGGAGACACGUGGAUCCGCUUCUCUGUCUGGAUGGCUGUCGGUUUCCUCAUUUAUUUUGGAUAUGGGAUUUGGCACAGCAGUGAGCACCAGCGACAGAGACAGGCUUCUAAAGUACCAGAGAAAAAGACGAUGCAGGAAAAGGAAGAAGUGGUGGAAAAAUUCCUCCAUCCAGAGAAGACGAGUCAGUUUUAGUGAUCUGAGAAUCUUCUCUUCAGACUGUUUCUCCUCUGAGCCACAGAGCUUUUAACCCCCUCACCAGCUGAGCGUCCAGACCUGCCCUGGACCCUCAACCCAAACGACAGGGUUGGGUUACAGCAGAUGAAUGUUUCAUCAAUUUUCUUACUUCUCUCUCUCUCUCUCUCUCUCUCUCUCUCUCUCUCUCUCUCUCACUUACUCUCUCUCUCACUCUCUCUGUCCUGAGAUUGAUAUUAAUAUGAAUGCUUUGAUGAGAGUGUGAAUGGUGUGUAUGAAUGUAGUGUGUAUGAACUGUAGUGUAUAUGAGUGUAUUUGUCAGACAGCACUGUGUAUUUUAAUCCAGAUUGAGGAGAAGUGGUGUGUUGAGUGUUGAGUUUUACACAGUAACUUACUAACUGUUACCUCCAGCUUUAUCAGUGUUCAUGCUCCACAGCUUGAAUAGAAAUACUCCAGUAUUAUAUUAAUGUAAUGUCUAUCUGCUGCAUUUAUAGCACACCAUUUGGGGCCUGUAUGGGUGGACCAAUUGUAAACCAGACAGUUCUAUGUUGGCCCAGUAGUGGGACCAGUAGAGGUUAAACAUGGGCCCUAUCUGGGUGGCACACUGAUAUGGAGUCUAGAGAUGGGACCCAUGGAAUAAUUUGGGCCUAUUUGUGAAAUCCAACUCAGCAGGAGCCAAUUCCACCUGAAACCCAUGUGAUCCCCACAUUUGCAUAUUGACUCGGGUCUUUAAGGGCGUUUUCACACCUGAAAGUCUGGAUCCUGAAGGUCCAAGAGCACCAAGGUUCUUGUCUUUGUUACAUAAACAGUAUAUACAGUAUUUGAUCUGGAUAGUUUUGGUUUCACACUGCAGUUUGGUAAGCGGACUUAGGAGCUUUACUACACGCUGUCAUCAUCAUCAGCUACGUGGGCAGAGUUUCUCUAUAUUUUAUAUUAAUAACUGGUUUGUAGAAUGUUAAUUAUGUUAGAUUUCAGUGAGUUGCUUUGUUUUUUCAGGUGUUGUACUUAACUGUAGCUUUCUGUCAGAAUUUGAUUCCCCUUCACGUACACACCUUCACCCUGCAGCAGAAUGAGUGUAAAGUAUUCUCCUCAGAUUUCUUUUAUUCCUGUUUAUAAAUAAGGGUUAAUCUACUGAUAUAGUGAAUAAAUCAAUUCUCAGUAUAAUGGAAUACGGAUUAGAGCACAACAACAGCUAAUUUUCCUCUAAUUUGUUUAAAGAUUGACUCAACUUUCUGUAACUGGUCUAAAAGUUCAAACUAUCUAGAAGUGCUUUUACACUGCAGAUAAACCAGACCAUGGUCUGAAUAAACUCUCAUGCCCCAUUUCACACCUGCUACUUAGGUCCGAACCCUAAAACUGAAAAGUCUGAAAGUUUGGAUUAAACUAGUCAGGUGUGAAAACACACUUAAAAUAUUCAGACGUCUGUGAAAAAUAUUUCACACUUCUACUCUGUGAUAAAACUCUUGCAUCCAGGCUGCAAUUGAAAAAACAAACAAACAAGAGGACCAGUGAGUUUUUUGGCUUUCUCGGUCACAUGACAUCCUGUUCAGUAGCUCCUCCAUUUCCUCUCGCUGUUGUGUUAACGUGGAUCGCCGUGGAAAUAUGCACCCAAAGUGUAAUUGCAGUGCGUGGCAGUGGACAAAUAGUUAUUUUGUUAAACGCGAGGAGACGAAACUCAGAGAUGUCAGUCCGGACAGGACUAAAAUUACUGAAGGACCACAGAGUUCCUUGAAAAACAGUACGAAAUCAGCCUGUCAUUUUUUCAAAGGACACCCCCCCCCCCGUAAAAGAGAAAAUUACCCCAGGACCCCCUGAGAAACUAAUCCCAUCCGGAAUGGGCUUUAAUGUUUUUUUCUUAAGGUGUAGAAAAACAUAAACAUAAUGUUUAAAAGCUGUGAACUGUGGUAAUGCAGCAAAUGUGUCAGAUAGAGAUUGGCUCAUGGAGUAAUUAAUAAUAAUAUUCUAGUAUUAUGAUCUCUCUUUUUACUUAUAUUUCCCAUUCACUUACAAACAAAGUCUGACUUACUUUCACUGUUAAAAAUCUACUGACCGUGACCAGUAUUCCUAGUAUUUCUACUGAAAAUAUAUUUUCUAUAACUAUUAUUUUUUUGCUAUGAUUUUUUGUUCUUUUUGAAAACAAAAAACGUUUUAAAUUCCCUGCAGCAGACUUAUAAUAAGGCCCACUUUAUAUUGUGUGUCUGUAAUAACUGAAUAGUAACACAUUUUAUAUACAUGUCUCUCCUCUUUCUGUCUUCCUUAUUCCUCUUUCCUUCUUGUCACACUACAAAAUAUAUGUAGUGGAUAUGUCUUGUUUAUUAUUAAUGUGUAAUUACAAAGUUAUUACAGACACUUAUAACUAACUUAUAAAGUGGGAUCACAGUUUCCUUUACUGUCACUUUAUAGACAGCAUAGUGAUGAUGUGUUUAUACUAUGAUACAGAGUUUAUGUCAUUUGUGCCAAAUUGGCUUAUUGUAGAAUUUGAAUAUAUUGUAGCUGUUAUGCACAAAUCUUGUAUCUCCAUUUUUUUUUUCUUCAAUUUUAAAGUUUUGACUUUUUUAAAUAUAAAUUUCAAGAUAAAUGGACCAAUUGAAAUACUCUAUAAUGACUUUUGGAAGUUAAAAAGUUAGGACAUUUUGUGGAGAUACAAGGUUUUGAUCCAAUAGCAACAAUAUGCACCUCUGUUUUAGUAGUCUGCCUCUUAAUCCUACAUUCCUUGCUCUGACUGUGUUAUAGAACUUGUUUUUAUUAAGUUUUAUUAAGAGCAGUCAGGGAAUUAUGAAUUAAGUAUUAUAUGUGUUAGUAUUUGUAAUUAAAUGUUCUAUUAAUAGGCUUUUAUUUCUUAGUUGUUUUAGAGAUAUAAAACUUCUAUACAUGUGUAAAUAUUUCAGAACAAGAAUGCAAAGGCUAUUAGACACGUCAGCAGCAUUGCAUUGGUAUUAAAGCAUUCGCUUUAUGGGAGUUUGUAAAAUGUUGUAAUGCAUGUUUUCUUCUGGACAGAUGGCUUUUUACUGAAGUGCUUUCAUCCUUACAGACUCCAAAUGUGUCUUACUGCUUCUGAUACUGGUCAUACAGUGUGAUCUAAUCAUUCAUUUUGGUUUUAUUGUUGUGGCUGAUUGGUAUACCUUAAGGCCUUACCGCUUUCCUGGUACUUCAGUUUGGCAAAACCUGAGAAAUCCAGUGAUCUUAGUGCAUUUCUAUUUGCAGCAAAGGAGCUUGUUCUCAUUCAGAAGUUUCUACUCACAAAUAAUGAUUUUGUAUCAUUUGUAAACCUGAUAAACGUGUCUGAAGUCUUCUUUUGUACAGUGCCUUUAAAUAAAAAUAGUCUUAAUAACCAGACAACACAUCACAGAGUGAUUGUAGACAAUUCAGUUCGAUUUUUCAUCUUUUUUCUAUUCAUAUUUGAACACUGUUGUCAAUAAAUGUGCUUUUCAUUA
This is a messenger RNA of Astyanax mexicanus (Mexican tetra), 5666 nucleotides long. RefSeq names its product solute carrier family 7 member 2 (gene slc7a2). NCBI's taxonomy places the organism in Eukaryota, Metazoa, Chordata, Actinopteri, Characiformes, Acestrorhamphidae. The transcript has 12 exons. Gene Ontology annotation, molecular function: amino acid transmembrane transporter activity. Gene Ontology annotation, biological process: transmembrane transport; amino acid transport. Gene Ontology annotation, cellular component: plasma membrane. The record is from RefSeq and is a predicted model, not a curated record. Bases 316 to 2232 code for a protein of 638 amino acids.